CGGUAAAAACUGCAAAGAUGAGAGGCAAGGGGACAAGAUGGAGCGGAAAGGGUCCAGCAAGAGCAAGAUGGAGGAAAGUCAGGCCACCGAGGAGGAGACGCAGAGAAUGAGGCUGGAGCAGGAGAGGAUUCAAGCGAAGACCAGGGAGCUCCGAGAGCGACAGGCCAGAGAACGAGACUACGCUGAGAUCCAGGACAUCAGCCGAAACUUCAGCUCCGACGAGGAGCACACCUACGCCGGGAUCGGCUCUCUGGACUCGUCCCUGGACAGCAGUAUGGACCUGAGCCAUAACCCCGGUCCAGAGCGUCCUCAGAGCCCCCGAGACCAGGCCUUGCCCUUAGAGGCUCUUUACGCACAGGUCAACAAGCCCCGCAACGGACGCCCUCCAUCUGCAGACAGCAGCCGACUGGCACCCAGCAACCAUGACCGAAUACAAUGUCUACGGCAAGAGUUCCAGCAUGCCAAGCAGGAGGAGGAACCUGAUGACCGCCGUCGAUCCUACAGCUUUCAACAACAACAGAGGGCCAACACGGGUUCUUAUACACCGACGGGGCGGCACUCAGUUUCUGUGGAGGACCAAAUGCAGAAACAGAGAGAGGACAGAGACUCUUUCACACAAGCCCAGAGGCAAUACAACUCCUUACCGCGACAACCACGUAAAAACCCUAGCACCGUGUCUCAAGACUCUUGGGAUAAAGUCUAUCCUCCCGGCAAGGUCUUUCAGUCCGCCAAAGAGAACCCGCGCUACUCCAGCUACCAGGGAUCCCGCACUGCGAAUGGCUACCUGGGUGCCGCCGCCACGGGCCUGAACGCUCGCGUCCUCCUGGAGACCCAAGAGCUCCUGAGACAGGAACAGAGACGAAAGGAGCAGGAGGCUAAAACCAAGCUACCUACUAUGGAGGAGACACCAACCCUAAGCCAAACCCCUGUUCCUGCUCCACCCAAAGGCCCCUACCGACAAGACGUGCCACCCUCGCCCACCCAACUCGCCCGGCUCAACCGUCUACAGACCCCUGAGAAGGGCCGCCCCUUCUACUCCUGAGACGAGAGAUCAAAACUGUAGGAAAAACUAUGUGACAGCAAUAAUAUUGAAUGGCGAGAGACAGAGCUAUAACAUGGAGACUGAAUGGAGAAUUCUGGGUAAUUGGUUUUGGAGGUUUUUCUGAGAUGUUUUUUUGUUUUGUUUUUUACUCCAGUAUGAAAUCUUUGUACACACUGAAGAUCUUUGUUAACUAUCCAUCUCCCAUUCCUGCUUUUGACAAUUGUGUGUGUGUUUGUUCAAUUAAUUGACGUUAUGGCACUAGGUACUCUUGACAAUCACAUGACAGUCGCCCGAGGCUUUGAUACAUGGUUGUUCAAAGAAAAAAUGCAAUAUUUAGCUUUAAAAAAUGAAGCUAGUUUCUAGAUCUAUAAAUAUAUAUUUUUUUCGAUUACAGAGGUCAUGACAUCCAACAUUAUAUAUAUAUAUAUAUAUAUA
Sinocyclocheilus rhinocerous is the source of this 1477-nucleotide messenger RNA. Its product is annotated as partitioning defective 3 homolog. The coding region runs from base 38 to 1042 and encodes 334 amino acids. Gene Ontology annotation, cellular component: cell cortex; apical plasma membrane; apical junction complex. Gene Ontology annotation, biological process: establishment of centrosome localization; microtubule cytoskeleton organization; establishment or maintenance of epithelial cell apical/basal polarity. The record is from RefSeq and is a predicted model, not a curated record. NCBI's taxonomy places the organism in Eukaryota, Metazoa, Chordata, Actinopteri, Cypriniformes, Cyprinidae. Gene Ontology annotation, molecular function: phosphatidylinositol binding. The transcript is spliced from 5 exons.